GAAAAUGGCCAGAAAAGAACUUCCAACCCGGAAGAAGAACAAAGCGGAGACCCCAGCUCUUGGUCAACCCUUACAUCUGAGCUCCCUAUAUGACUAUCCCUGGGAUAACCUCAUCCCUGACCCAAACAUCAGUGGAAGAAACUCAAGGAAGCUAGAAUUAAAAAUUGUCCUUGUGGGGAAAACAGGGUCUGGAAAAAGUGCAACAGGAAACACACUCCUGGGCAGGAGAGAGUUUGAGUCCAAGUGUUCAGGAGGGUCAGUCACCAAAAUCUGCAAGAAAGCCAGAACCACAUGGAAUGGAAGGAACAUUUGUGUUAUUGAUACUCCAGGCAUUUUUGACACUGAUAUCACAGAGGAAAAAAACCUGAAUGAAAUUGCUCGUUUCAUGACACUGUCCUCUCCAGGACCACAUGCUCUACUCCUGGUGUUGCAAGUGGGCCGUUUCAGCCAGGAGGAGAAGGCAGCCAUUGAACGCCUUUACAAAAUUCUAGGACCUGAAGCAGUGAAGUUUUUGAUCAUUGUAUUCACUGGAAAAGACAAACUAGGAGAAGAAAGCCUAGAAGAUUACUUAGGAACCAUUCAUGACUCUUAUUUCAAGGAGUUGUUGGAGAAAUGUGCCCAUCGAUGCUGUGCAUUUGACAAUAAUGCUACUGGAGCCCAGAGAGAUGCCCAGAUUUCAGAGCUGAUGGCCAUGGUUGGAAACAUGGUGCAAUAUAAUGGGGGCAGCCACUACACCAACAAUAUAUAUAAAUCUAUGGAAGCGCUCCUGCAGAAAGAGACAGAAGAUCUUCAGCAAUGCUACAAGGAGCAGUUUGAGAGGGAAAGAGAAGAAAUAAGAUGGAAUUAUGAAAAUCAAAUACGAGAGUUGAAGAAGCAAAAGCAAAAAUGGGAAAUAGAAAAGAAAACGGAAAAAUUUGAAAAGAAAAUGCAAAAUGUUAAGUGUGAGAUGAAGCAAGAGUUUGAAGCGUUAAACUGGAGGUACCAGAAAAAUUAUCACUAUGCCCGAAAUGAGAUGGAGAAUAAUGACAAUACGCUUUUGAAAAUGCUUAGUUUUAUUUUGCCCAUUGUCGUAAAUUUUGCUAUAUUUUUGCUUAAAAAGGCCUUCUGAGGGACAGAUAUUUGAUGUAGUGGAUAGAGGACCAGCCCCAAAGUCAGGAGAACUUGAGUUGAAACCUGGCCUCAGACACUUAAAACUUCCUGGCUGUGUGACCCUGGACAAGUCACUUAAUUUCAAUUGCCUCAGUAAAAAACAAACAAAAACAAAAACAAAAAAGAAAGCAAGUCUUCUGACUGCCAGAAUCAUUUCAUUUUUAGUUUUCACCAUAUGUGCUGUCAUUACAAAGUGAGGCUAAGUAAUGGAGAUCACAUGGUUAAUAAUAACAAUUGAAUCCAAGUCUCCUAAUUACAGGCUAGUGUCAUUUCACUGCUUUCUAAAGAGCAAAUCCUUUUGGAAGAAUGCAUUAUGAUAUUUUGCAGUAGCAGAUAUAAUUUCUUAAUAUCUCAGGUUCAUUUUUUUAUGUUCUUAUAGAAACAAGCAUCUUGAAACCAGGAGAUUGCAAGAAAACAAAACUCAUUCUGUAGAAUUAUGAGCUACCUGUCUGAGUUCUAUUGUGUCCUUUCCCCCACCCCACCCCAUCCCACCUCUUGCCCCCAAUAAGGAUUUUAUUUUUUAUUGGCCAUUACUUCUAUCAUACUCAAUCUUUAAGAAAUGGCUAAAAACUCAUCAUCCCUUCCCAAAUCUUCCCUAACUCCUCUCUUUUUCCACUCUGAUGAUGUCUGUUCUCUCCUUUUUACAGCACUUCAUAUGUGGAUUUUCCCACAUUGUGAGUUACACAUUGCCUUGUAAGUACUAACAUUUUGUCUCACAAGGAUAUAUUGUUUUGAUAAACAUAUUGUAAAUUCUUUAGAUAUGGAAGGCUGAAGCUUCUACUUUAAUUGUCACUCCUUCUUAGAAGCCCUUCCCAAGACCCAUUCUUUUUAUUUACUAAUAUGGGUUUGUAAAAAUCAAGAAGCAGGGGUAAGUAGAUGGCACAGGAUAAACCACUGGCUCUAAAGUCAAGAGAAUCUGAGUUCAAAUCCGGCAUCAGACACUUAACACUUCCUAUCUGGGCAAGUCACUUAACCCUACUUGCCUCAGCAAAAAUUCAAAACAAAAAAUACAAAAAUCAAGAAGCACAAGUAAUCUCAAGUUGAAGGAAAAUUUGCUUAUUGUCACAUACAUACCUGCCGUAAUACAUACCUGCAGGUAGCCAAAGAGUAAUCCUGUAAAAUUUCCCUGUGUUGCUCCAAUUUUUAUUCCUUUGAUCAAACAAUUACUCUGAUUUCUUCUCUUUACCAAACAUUGCUUUCCAUGUGACAUAAUAUUGAUGCAAGUUCUAUUUUUUAUCCUGAAGAAAUUCUGUUUUCAGAUCUCCUUACAAACAAUCCUACAAUUUUAUCAACUACUCUAUUGCCUCCUUUUUCGAUUUUACAAUUUUAUGGGUCAACACAAAUUAUUUUCACUUACAACAACAUUCUUUUACAGUCAUACACAAAAUUUAAGUCUUUACUAUCAAUGUGAAAUUGAGUUCCUUAAAGUUAACAAUAAAUAUAAUAAAUAACAAUAAAAAAAUUUUGAACCAAUAAAAAAAAUGAAGGGUCAGAAAGAUAAAUGUGCUUGAAGAAGGCAAAGAAGAAUGGGGAGGUUUGGAAUGAAGAGUUUUUACAAGGGAAGGUUGUGAAAUAAUUGUGGGGAUGAGGUGGCCAAUGAUUAAACCACACUCCUGUCAGAAUUGAUUCAAAAAGGGUGAAUGCGUAUACAUACUCAGUUGGAUAUGGAAAUCUAUCUUAAGUAACAGAGGGAGGGGAAUAAGGAAAAGGAUAUGGGAUGCUAAAAAGAAGGUGAAUUAAAGGAGGGGGCAAUGGCCAGUAGCAAAAUGACCUUUGGAAGAGGGGCAAGGUGAAAAGAGAGAAAAAGAUAAAACAGAAGGAAACAGAAUGGAGAGGAAUACACAAUAAUCCUAACUAUGAAUUUGAAUGGGAUAAACUCAAUCAUAAAAGAAGCUGAUAGAAGAAUGAAUUAGAAACCAGAAUUCAACAAUACUUUGUUUGCAAGAAAAACUUGAAACAGAAAGAUAUAUAUAUGCAGUUACAAUAAAGAGCUAAACUAGAAUCUAUUAUGCUUCUGUGAGGGAGAAAGAAAGAAAAUAAAAAGGUAGGGUUAGCAAUCAAAAUCUGAGACCUAACUCCAAUGAAAACAAAAAGUCUGCAUCCAGUGAAAAAAAUAUAAGGGGAAGGUGGGAAAUAUCAGACAAUCUCAAGACAUCAUCUCAUGUCAUGGGUCCACUUUGAGAAAGAAAGAACUAAGGGUUUGGAGCAGAACCAGAAGAUCA
This is a messenger RNA of Antechinus flavipes (yellow-footed antechinus), 3371 nucleotides long. RefSeq names its product GTPase IMAP family member 4-like. NCBI's taxonomy places the organism in Eukaryota, Metazoa, Chordata, Mammalia, Dasyuromorphia, Dasyuridae. Gene Ontology annotation, molecular function: GTP binding. The record is from RefSeq and is a predicted model, not a curated record. The coding region runs from base 5 to 1108 and encodes 367 amino acids. The transcript has 2 exons.